Aspergillus bombycis is the source of this 1956-nucleotide messenger RNA. RefSeq lists its product as uncharacterized. NCBI's taxonomy places the organism in Eukaryota, Fungi, Ascomycota, Eurotiomycetes, Eurotiales, Aspergillaceae. The record is from RefSeq and is a predicted model, not a curated record. The transcript has a single exon. The coding region runs from base 1 to 1956 and encodes 651 amino acids.
AUGCCACGACCUAAAACUCUUCCACUCACUGAAGAGUGGACUGAUCCCGAUGCCUACGUCGACGCCCUCCUGUCCUUUGCUACCUCAUCCGACAUCUUCCGCCACCUUUGCGGCGGCGUGCAUAUCUUAGACUUUCUGACGCGCGAACCGGAUCUCUAUACGUCGCUUCUUCCGGAGCAUUGGCGAGCGUUCUUUGAACACCAUGAUAUUCAGGAUCUUCUCGACUUGUUCCUGUGGGAAGAUCUCCGGCCGCUCUUAGAUCAGAGCAGGGACCUAGCGGCAGAUGGAGGCAAUCCGAGUGCACGACAGGAAUGGAGGGGAGCUCCCUUACCUCCGACAGAUCUCUUAGAGUACCUCCAGCAGAUCCGACGUCUUAGUUUGGGUAGAGAUUUCCGGCCCCCACAACCUGGGAAACCAACGAUACCGAAACACAUUGCAGUGGGAAUGAAUGUCAAGAAGUACCAUGAGGUAGCACACUUUUCGAGAUAUGUCGAUUCCCUGUGCGCAACAGUGGACGAGCAGCGGGGUGAGAACAUAACCCACGUUGUGGAUUUUGGGUCGGGUCAAAGCUAUCUUGGACGGACGCUUGCUAGUCCUCCGUAUAAUCGGCACAUUGUUGCUAUUGAAAGAAAACAUCAAUUCAUCAAUGGAGCGAAGGGUUUUGAUAUAUUUGCGAAACUAAAGGAGAAGAAAGAGAUUAGACUAUAUAAUAAGAAGGCCGCCUGUAAAGAUUGCGAGGAACCAGAGAGACCUGGGCCGAUAAACGAGAAUACUUCCGCCCGCGAGUCCGAAGGAACGGAGGCUGUAACAACGGAUGACAGCGCAAAGCAAGACGUGGACGAGGAGGACGUUGCGAUGAUAAAUGUCUUCCGUGACAUCAGUAUCGCGCCCGAUGAGAUUGGCUCGGCUCCGCAUAAGAACGAUCCUAAGAAGAAAGCAAUGGCCUUGGCGGCUAAGAAACAGGAGUCCAACCAGCCGAGAGGUACGAUGGAUUAUAUUGAACACGAUAUUAAGAAUGGGUAUCUGGAGCCUAUCAUAAAGGAUGUGAUUGAGCCGCCGCCUGUUGCGCCCACCGAAAGCUCAAUGAACGCCGAGCAGGAAAGCAAUGGGAGACCGAAUGAUGCCCAAGUAAUGGUUAUUUCCUUACAUUCCUGCGGAAAUCUUCUUCAUCAUGGCGUUCAAUCUCUGGUUCUAAACCCGUCCGUGAAAGCCAUUGCCAUGAUUGGUUGCUGCUAUAACCUGGUGACCGAACGACUCGGCCCUGCUACAUACAAACUUCCUAUUCUUCGAACCACACACCCUCGCCUGACCAAGGAUGCCAUCGCGUAUGAUCCCCAUGGCUUUCCAAUGUCGAAACGUCUGGAAGACUAUGAGCAUGACAGCGGAAGAGGCGUGAAGCUGAACAUUACGGCAAGGUCGAUGUCCCUUCAGGCACCCUACAACUGGGGCAGGGAGGACAGCGAGAACUUCUUCACCCGGCACUUCUAUCGGUCUCUCCUCCAGAGAGUCUUGGUAGACCGUGGGGUUGUGGCGAAGCCUUCCAUCCCGAAAGAAUUGUACGGCGCUGAGUCUCUGGACUCCAGUGAAGCGGGAAAUCCUCUCAUUGUCGGCUCCUUGCGAAAGUCCGCUUUCGCUUCCUUUCCUGCAUAUGCUCGCGCUGCCGUGGUGAAGCUCAGCCGGGAUGCUCAUAACGGCGAGAAGGUGAAAGCAGGCAUGGCCGAUAUUACCGAGGAGGAGCUAAAUGACUACGCGGAAAAGUACCGACACACGAAAAAGUACCUCAGCAUCGUUUGGAGCUUAAUGGCCUAUAGUUGCUCUCUGGUCGAGGCCAUUAUCGUGGUUGACCGGUGGCAAUUCCUGCGUGAACAUGACAGUGUGAAGGACUGUUGGGUUGAGCCCGUGUUCGAUUAUAGCGAGAGUCCAAGGAAUCUGGCCGUCAUCGGUAUUAAAAAGUGA